GUAAGCCCUGAUUGGCUGUACGGAAGGCGGCUACGUGGCCGAAGAAGGCGGGUCUCUGUCUAAACUGAGGCUCCGCCACAACUCCACAGGAUUGGUGGUACGGCGGGGCGGGCCAGAGUCCGCGGCCUGAAGCGGAAGUGGAGAAAAGAUGGAGGAGCAUCAGCAUGUGCCCAUCGACAUCCAGACCAGCAAGCUGCUCGAUUGGCUGGUGGACAGAAGACACUGCAGCCUGAAAUGGCAGAGUCUGGUGCUGACGAUCCGAGAGAAGAUCAAUGCUGCCAUCCAGGACAUGCCAGAGAGUGAAGAGAUUGCCCAGCUGCUGUCUGGGUCCUACAUUCACUACUUUCACUGCCUAAGAAUCGUGGACCUUCUAAAAGGCACAGAGGCCUCAACGAAAAAUAUUUUUGGCCGAUAUUCUUCCCAGCGGAUGAAGGAUUGGCAGGAGAUCAUAGCCCUAUAUGAGAAGGACAACACCUAUUUAGUGGAACUCUCUAGCCUCCUGGUUCGGAAUGUCAACUAUGAGAUCCCCUCACUGAAGAAGCAGAUUGCCAAGUGCCAGCAGCUGCAGCAGGAAUACAGCCGCAAGGAGGAGGAGUGCCAGGCAGGGGCUGCCGAGAUGCGGGAGCAGUUCUACCACUCCUGCAAGCAGUAUGGCAUCACGGGUGAAAAUGUCCGAGGAGAAUUGCUGGCCUUGGUGAAGGACCUGCCAAGUCAGCUGGCUAAGACUGGGGCAGCAGCUCAGUCCCUGGGGGAAGCCAUAGACCUGUACCAGGCCUCUGUGGGGUUUGUGUGUGAGAGCCCCACAGAGCAGGUGUUGCCAAUGCUGCGGUUCGUGCAGAAGCGGGGAAACUCAACGGUGUAUGAGUGGAGGACAGGGACAGAGCCCUCUGUGGUAGAGCGACCCCACCUUGAGGAGCCUCCUGAGCAGGUGGCAGAAGAUGCGAUUGAUUGGGGCGACUUUGGGGUAGAGGCAAUGUCUGAGGGGACUGACUCUGGCAUCUCUGCUGAGGCUCAUAGAAUUGACUGGGGCGUCAUCCUGGAAUCACUCUCAAAGGACCCUGGAAGUGAUGGGAUAGACUGGGAAGAUGAUUUGCCGAUGGCAGUGCUGGAAGCAGGAACUCAGGCUCCAGAAGGUGUUGCCAGGGGCCCAGAUGCUCUGACACUUCUUGAAUACACCGAGACCCGGAAUCAGUUCCUCGAUGAGCUAAUGGAGCUUGAGAUCUUCUUAUGCCAGAGAAUAGUAGAGUUGAGUGAGGAGGCAGACGUCCUGUCUGUGAGCCAGUUCCAGCUGGCUCCAGCCAUCCUGCAGGGCCAAAGCAAAGAGAAGAUGGUUGCUAUGGUGUCAGUGCUGGAGGAUCUGAUUGGCCAGCUCAUCAAUCUUCGACUGCAACACCUGUUUAUGAUCCUGGACUCACCAAGGUAUGUGGACCGAGUGACUGAAUUCCUCCAGCAAAAGCUGAAGCAGUCCCAGCUACUGGCUUUGAAGAAAGAGCUGAUGGUGCAGAAGCAGCAGGAGGCACUUGAGGAGCAGGCGGCCCUGGAGCCUAAGCUAGACCUGCUGCUGGAGAAGACCAAGGAGCUACAGAAGCUGAUUGAAGCUGACAUCUCCAAGAGGUACGGCAGGCGCCCUGUGAACCUGAUGGGAACCUCUCUGUGAAACCGUCCAUGUUCUUGCCUGCCCAUCUUCUCAGCCUUUGGGAUGAAGAUGAUAGCCAAGGCUGAUGUUUUGGGGCCCUUCAAGGCAAAAGACCAGGCUGACUGGAGGAUGGAAAGCCACAGGAAGGAAGCGACACCCGAUGGUGAUCUUGGUACUCUCCAUGCUCUCUAUAAGAAGCUGUCGUGAUUGGCCCUGUGACCUAUUAGGUGAAAACCACAGCUUCUCCUUCUAGUUAGUGUAGUGAACUUAAUAAAAGAGGAAAAAACUCUUGCUUC
Molecule: messenger RNA, 1932 nt
Organism: Saimiri boliviensis boliviensis (Bolivian squirrel monkey)
Lineage: Eukaryota; Metazoa; Chordata; Mammalia; Primates; Cebidae
Gene: CDK5RAP3
Product: CDK5 regulatory subunit associated protein 3
Biological process (GO): regulation of mitotic cell cycle
Cellular component (GO): endomembrane system
Source: RefSeq, a predicted model, not a curated record